AUGCAAACCACGAGCUGCGAACCAUCGGAAGCAGCAACCACAGGCGUGGAGGACGAAGUAAAUGCCAAGUAUCGGCAAAAAUACCGCCGAUUAAAACGAUACAUUACCGAUAUGGUGUUUGAAAAUGCUGCAUUGAGUGAUCACAUAGCUCAGGUGCAGGAGAAAACCAGUCAGGUUUGUGAGGAGCGUCGAUUUUUGUUGAAAAGGCUGCUGGAUUAUGAAAACGAGCUCGAAACGCAACUGGGACGACCUUGCAGCAAGUUGAACGAAUUGAUUGCGAAUAGUUUACCACCGAAGCGACAGUACAAGAAGCGGGAUAAAAAUGCCACCGUUAAUGGUACGCCCAACGCAGGCACUUCCGGCGAAGGUGGACCGGACACACAAGAUACUCAGGGAACUGCGCCGGAUGGUGUGGUGGAAAAUGGAAAGGACGACGAAAGAAACGAUAAAUCCAGUUCUGCUGAACCAAAUGGUGCGAAAAAUGGGCACAGGGUAGGGAAAAAGCGGGGACCAUCGGCCAAAGGUGAUGGGGCGGUAGACAGUAAACCGAGGAAAAAGCCACGGCUUGGCGCCGGUACUGGAAAGAAGCGCAUGCCUAACAUAACGGUGGACCAAUCGGGACACCCAACGUACCCGUUCACGGUCGGAGGCUUCACAGUGCAGAGUCUGGGCGAAAUCGUCCCAGAUCGAGCGGCUUAUCACACGGAAUGUAGAAUUUAUCCGAUCGGGUACACAAUCACGCGACCGUACGGUCACUAUAAGGAUCCGGAAAAACGGUGCAACUAUACCUGUCGCAUACUAGACGAUGGUGAAAGGCCUCGGUUCGAAAUCGUGCCCGAAUGCACCGAUCCCACCGGUGUCACGUCCGAAUCCGAUGACAAGAAAGCCACGAGCGUCGCAGAGGACACGAUCAGUGGCCCAACGACGGACGUGUGUCAUGCUGAACUGCUGCAGAGGAUCAAUACCGCGCUUAACAUACGCUCGAUCGACUCCCGUCCGUUGGGAGAUUGGUUCUUCGGUUUGGCACAUCCGACCAUUGCGAACCUAAUACAGAGUUUUCCGGCCGCGAAAGGUUGCACCAAUUACCGGGGCACUAAGAAGGAUAGCUUAGCCAAUGUGGAUAAAGAGAACGAUGAUCCGGCAAUUAGCUACGAUGCGCUGUUGCGCCAUAUAACGAUUUCGACGUAUCGUACGGUGCCGGAAAUUAAGGAAGAACCGCCGGACGAACUGUUUGACCAUUCGGACGGCAAUUCGUUUAGUUUGUCGGUGUAG
Messenger RNA from Anopheles marshallii, 1272 nucleotides. Its product is annotated as transforming growth factor beta regulator 1. Bases 1 to 1272 code for a protein of 423 amino acids. Gene Ontology annotation, biological process: regulation of cell cycle. The record is from RefSeq and is a predicted model, not a curated record. Gene Ontology annotation, cellular component: nucleus. The transcript has 2 exons. NCBI's taxonomy places the organism in Eukaryota, Metazoa, Arthropoda, Insecta, Diptera, Culicidae.